GUUGCAUUAAACCCUUAUUGCCUGUUACUGCAUAUUUAAGAUGAUUUGCAACACUCCAUCAUCUGAAAGAUGUAUGCUAUGUCCCACCUGUGUAUGGACGUGGUUUGCCAAUGAAAACCCCUUUUAUUCCUGUGUACUCCCAUUAUUGUCCGUCAAAAAAGUUUUGUUAGAAUACUUAAAAGUGUUCCCUCUCUGCAAGAAACUCACACUUCUAUGUACAUAAUUUAAAAGUAUACAUACAUGUAUUAGAAAAGACAGAUUUAUAUGUACACACCUAUGAGAAGAGCAAAUCAGAGAUGAGCUGAUAUUUACAUAGUCCUAGGCCAAUGAUCAAAAUGCAGAGGCCCUGGGUGGGCAGGUGGAAAGAGCAGUAUAUCUUUUCAUAACUGAAAUCACAGGAACAUUUACAAAGUACUACGAAACUUCUGCUGGAGUGCCUAUUCUCUGUAUCCAUACAAACCCUGAAAGUUCUGCUAAUGUCAGUUGCAGUUCUCAUUAUGGACUUCAGGGAGAUGCAAAGAAAAAAAAUAUCCCAUUCAAAAUGUCUCAUCUGAUCCUGCUUAACUGGUAUGUGAAUGGGCAGAGUUCCCACUUUUCUCAGCUGUUGGCUGAGUAUAUUUCUUUUGUACCUGUGACAGCAAAGGGAGACAUUAUAUGUGGUGUUGCUGGUCAGAGAGACUUCCCACACUCAGAUACCAUCACUCCACCUCCCUUCUCAACAGUAUCAUUAAAUCUUAGCUGGCAUGGGUUUCUGUGGAAAUCCAUAAUGCACAUAAAUGAGUAAAACUAUGAUGACAGCAAACUGCCUCAAGCUGAAGUAUCAGGAUGCAGUUUCACUAUUAGCUUAGGCCGCUCUCAGUCCAUUUUGCUGCAUCCUUCCCCUGUGCCCCACACCUGCCAGCAGCACAAGCAGUCCUACAGUCACAUACUCAUGGAUCAGCCACCUGACUUGGCAAAACUAGCUGCUUUUGGAGAGGGAAUAGGGUUUAUUUUCAACUAAGGCAGGUCCCUUCCCUUACUGCACAACUUCAUGGGACCCAGUCCCAACAAACAGCAAGGGGGCAGGACAUAAGGUUGUCCAUAUCUUUAGCAGCAAUGCAGAGGAUUUAAACUGAUAAAAUCUCUCACUAAAAAAAAAAAAGUAUUAGAAAAGAUUGAUAAAAAUAAAUUGUGCAAAUUGUCAGGACUUGACAGGAUCUAUUCUUGGAUUCCAGCAUAGCUCAAUUGCUUUGUUGCUUUUUGUGGUGUGCCACUUGAAUUGGCCUAAGUAACAGAAGAAUCAAAGGUGCAGGGUUUGGGAUUUUUUUAAGGCUCUGCCAAGCAUUUGGUAAGAGUAAGCCAGUAUAUCUGAUUCCUGUACCAAGAAAAUAAAGUAAAACUGUAGCCAAAACUACUACUAGUGUAUACAGUAAGUGGAUAGAAUAAGAGUCAAUAUGGCUUUUUCAGAGGGAAGCUGUAUUUCAUGAAUCUAUUGGAGUUUUUUAUAAUGAGUAUAUGAAAGUGAGCAAAGAGCUGAGAGUGAUCCAGUUAGAUUUCCAAAAUACUUUUGACCAGGUCCCUCAGUAAAAGCUCAUAAAAAAAAAAAUUCUGAUUAGGUAAGAGCCAAAAUCUACUGUGGGUCAGUAACUGUUUAAAAGCUCUGUGGUGAUGGAUAAAAAUACAACUGAGAUUUGAGCUGGUGCUGGUCUUUUAUUCCUAAGUGAUGUCAAAAAGGUGAAGAAUGCGGUGAUGAGAUUUACUGAUGAUAUUAACUUCUUUAGGAUACUAAAAUCAAAAGCCAGCUGUAAAGUUUAGAAGAAGGACCCCAUGGAUAGCUGAAUAAGAAAAGAGCUGACAAAAUGUUGUGAAUUUAAGAAAAUCUUAACUUUUCAAUAGAGACUAAUGGUUUCUGAACUAAUAUUACUACCAUUCAAGAAAGGGGGCAUGGAAUAAUUUUGAACAAUUUGAUGAAAAUACUCAGUCACAGUUGAAAGGCAAACCUCAAGGAAGGAAACAGAGAACAAAUGGAAAACAAUGGUUGAUCACACACCUUGUCAUAUAUUUCUCCAGGUUACAAGGAAGAGCAAGAAGAAUGAUCAAAGGUGUGGAAUCUUUUCCAUGUGAGGAGAUAGUAAAUGAAAACUAAACACACUGAGCUGUUUCUGUUUUGAGAAAGGAUAACUGAGGCGAUACUAUGAAAGAGAUUUUUGAAAACAGUGACUGAUAUGGAGAACGGCAGAUAGGGAGCAAUCAUGUACAGCUUCUCACAAUAAGAGAACUGAAUGGGAGUCCGUCAAAUUCUCAGUUCAUAGGUUCAAAACACCAGGAAGUUAUAUUUCCCAUAAGGUAGAACUCAAUGUGGAAUACACAUACUGUUAGGGUAACAAAAAUGAGAAUGGGUUAAAAAAAGGAGUUGGAGCAAUCUGAGAGACAGGCCCAUGGAGGACUGUUAUACAGUGGUCUGGAAAGAAAUCUCCAGCUUGGAAUUAUUGGGAGCUACAGGAUAUGGCCUGGAAAUAAUAAAUUUCUAUGUCUAAUGAGCUACUCACAAGCACCCACAAUUGGCCACUGUGGGUAAGAGGGAAUGAAGCUAUGAAGACCUUUGGUCUGCCCAAGUGCAGGCAUUUUAACUCCUGCUUUCCAAACAGAACAAAUUACUUUAAUGAGCCUUCUAAUAUCAACCAUCUAAUAUGUGGUUAUCACAGGUAAAGGAUAUUUCAACUAUUACAUUUCAAAUAUUGAAAUGUUACAUUUCAUUACAUUAAAUAUCCAAAGGGCCUUGAAAUAUUCAACUGGCUUUGGUUGUAUGCCAUGAAUACAACAAGCCUAUACAUGAGGAUAGAGCUCUUCCUCCUGGUAAACACCAUGCCAUAUGUUUUUAUCAGGCCCUAAUUUUGGGGAGAAUUAAUCUUUAUAGUUAUUCAUUACAGUGUCCUAGUUAUGUCAAAGUAUAGAGCUGGGGGCUUCUUCAUUUAUACAAAUAUUGCUGAACAUUUAAUUUCAAAUUCUCAGUCUGGUGGAUAAUAAAAAAUGACUACCCACCAAACUUGGAGGCUAUAUUUUUGGCAGCUCAUCGGCGAGGGAUUAAUAUUACUGGAAUUGCUUUGUUUCUCAGUAAUGCCUCCUUAAAAACAGCUUCCUCUGAACACAUAUUUCUAUUUUAUUGAGUAAAGGAAACAUGGUAUUAGAAAUCAAUGUUUUUAAAGGGUAAUUUAAAGAAAUCUAAUCUUGGCAGAUGCUGAAAUAUUUUCAAUUUAAAACAAAUAGUAUUUCUGUCAUCCAUUCGGCUUUUUAAAAUUAGACCAUUACUCCUUGAUAAGUUAAUUACAAAACAGAAAGAGACUCAACCAAUCUAAAAAAGCGUAUUAAUGAAAGUAUGGAGCACAUGUCUAAAAGCUGUUUUUACUGAUUUAUUGGUGAAAUUUUACGUUUUAUAUGAAAACCCUUCUCUCCAACAUCUUAAAGCAUAGGAAAAAAUGCUCAAUUUUUCAACCAAUCACAACUAAUUUUUUACAUUUCUACACUGAUGGACUAUUGUUUUUCUGCGCUAUCAUCCAUUAUAAUAAGUGACAGCAUAAUAAUUGAAAUUAUUUAAAAUAUGGUGCAUUUAGAUAAUUCUUUGCUUCAGUAUAAAUAUCAUUACAUAAGAAAUGCUGCUACUGAAAAUUGCUUGGAUGAGCAACCAAAAUGGAAUUAUUGCCUAGCAGGCCAUAUUCCUCUGAGGGUAGGAAAUUAAAAAUAUCAUAAAUUCCUUUGCAAUGCAAAAAGAUAAGAAGAAUAGAGGGACCAUUUUUUUGUUGUGUCUGAGCCCUGGUCAUCCUUAGCCAAAUCUUUACGCCGCAGGGCAGAUAACCGGUAUCAAAUGCUGCAGAAGUUUCAUACCACACUGGCCCUUAGGCUCCAUGUGGACACAGGAAAGAUGGAAUAAGUUGCAGUCAUGAACUGAAAUGUCUCCAGGUCCAUCAACAGAAUCUUGGUCUCACUGAAAUCCCUGCCCCACACCAGCUGGUACACAUACACGAGAGGCUGAUCAUAUCUCCUUAUGGCUGUUUAACUGCGUUCACAAUCCCGAAACAGUGCUCUGACAAUCCACGCGCUUGCCGUGGCUCAGUCAGCCAAGAAAUGGCCAGAGUUUCAUGUAGACAAGGUUGUGUUACUCCGACAAGAGCAAACCAAGAUGAUGGUAAUGGCAGCUGCUGCUCUACCUAGUGGCAUCCAACACAAGCUGGAGACUGUAGAAAGUAGUUGAGAGCCUCCUGAACACAACUUCUUGUGUCUUUCCCUUGCGUGGGCUUGUUCCAGGAGCAGUGAGUGGAUAGCUGAAAGGGAUUAAACAUCUUGGACAAAUUUUCAUUGCUUGAAUCUGUGCCAAAUCCUUUUAAUGUGUGAAGGACUUGAUCACUUUUAAACCAGUGGUGUAGAGCCAACAAGCUCAGUCGUUUGAUGCCAAGGGGCCUGCUUGAUUUUUGUACUAAAGAAAGAGAAAUUCACAACCACCAUGAGAACAGCAAAGGAAAAGGUAUCUGUGCAGAUCUUUAUCAAUAGUCUAAUCUCAUUGCUCGGUGCAUCCUUCCCAAACCAGGCUGAGUGACAUUGCAGCAGCCAGUGCUACUACAGCCGUGCUACCUUGCAUGAUGAAAACACAUUUUCUGUGUCCAGGGCUUACCAUCAGAAGCAUAACCUUAGCUUUCAAAAUAAUGGAUUUGCUUUUUAAGUAUUUAUAUUGUGGAAAUUAAAGUAAAUUAGACCAUGUUGCAGUGUUGGUUUUAGCAACUCGCACUUACUCUAUUUCCACCAUAUUUAGUCUCUAAAUGUAGCUGAAAAAUCUUACUUCAUCCAGAAUGAGGCUAUUUUUAAGGCUCUUUUUUAUGCAACAUUGGCUAUUAACAUUUCACGGCAUCUGGCAGCGCUGGCUUUUCUGAUUAUAUCGAACCUUGCUGAACAGGAAUUUUUGUACCAUUUAGCAGCAAUCCUUUGCGCUGCCUGUAUUCUAUAUCUUCUCCGCAGAAGUAGGAAUGAUGACAGGUGAUGUCUCAAAAGAUAAGGAAUCUUCCACUACAUACCCUCUGUCUACAGUAAGUUCUCUAGAUGUUGUAUGUGAGGUUGACCAGGAAAAUUCAUCAUGGCAUGUUACCUAUUUUAGUUAUCCAUUCCACUCAAUACAGCUACUAAAAAUAGUUGUUCUUAGAUGAGUAUUUCCUUCUUGCAUGUGUCAGUCUGCAGGAUCUAAUUUUGUAACUAAUUUUACAAAACUGAAGACUCAUAAGAUUAACAGGCUGCAUUAACCUACUAACAAGAUGUGAAAUGGUAUCCUCUAAGAAUAUCUGAUGAUUUAAAAAAUCCUUAGGACAGAUGUCAAUUAAAAGGAAAAAGAAAGGGGAGGGAUUCCAGCCACCCUUUCAUACUUAUUUCCUCUGCUUCUUCACCAUGUUUCCAUUUUAUUGUUUCUAUCCUCAGAUAAACUUUCUGUCACCAAACUAGUUUUGCCAUUUCGUAAGUCUUUUUUCUUUUGCAUAUUCUAAGUUACCUUUAUAUGAGAGAAUAUUUCUACUUAUUUCUAGGCAUUUUCUGUAUUUUUAUUAUUAAUGACAGUGUACCUGUUACAGAUACAUUGAUAUUUAAAUGAAUAUUUAAACCUAUUCAUCAGUAAUAUGACUGGAACCAAGUUCAGCAUCAAACAAUGGCUGAUUAAUGGUCUUAACAUUUGUGAUAAGAACUGGCAGAUAAUAGUCCAAUUUUAAAUAGGCAGGUAAUUAGAAAUUUUUUUGCACACCCUGGUCUUUCGUCUUUUGUUGAUACUUUCAAGUAGAAAAAGCAGAUGACUGAAAUGGUUUUGCUUCAUCAUGACUGAAGACUGCACUGACAGCAGACCACAGAAAAGCUUGCAAAACCUGAGUUUGUGGUUUAACAUUGACAAGAAAUCUCCGAGGCAGUUUUCCUGUGCACCAAGACAGACAGGAUGGGCUAGAUUAUAGUUUCCUGGGAAGUAUGCAUAGGAACAAGAAGAGAAGGAAGAAUAAUUCUUUUCACCCAAUCCUUCCUUUCUGUGCUCAUGGGCAGGUUGUAGAAUACAAGACGUGUUGAAAAACAGCAGCUGCAAAAGUACAGAGCAACCCAACCUUUCUUUGGAGGCUGUGCUGAGCAGGCUGGCAGGGUUGCAAAAGUAGGUGGUCUUGACACAAGUGCGAAGAGCGUACAUCUAGGACAGUCGCCAGGUCACACAAAUAUCACUCAUACAUUUGAGCUGCAGCUGCUGCCAGAAAUUAAAUUGUUUUUUGCCAACAUAAUUAUAAAGGUAGAACUGUAUUUUUGUACGUAGGGUAGUAUUCACUCCCCGUGGAUGUUCUUGUUCAAAAAUAACAAAGAAUGCCUUUUUCCUUAGUUUAUUUAUCAUGGAAUAAAAGUAUCCAUACAGGGAGGCUUACAUUCAUAAAUAUAUUGCUAGAUUUUUACUGGUUCAAUUUUCAGUGUAGGCAAGUCCUAAAACUAUUACUUGGUAAAAAAAUGUGAGGAGGAACAGGAAUAGUAUUGAUGCUGGGAUGUCCUGGGGAUGUUACCCUUGUACACAGAAUGUGUUGCUGACUCAGGACGAAUCUGGACCAUUACACAGAACACUGUUGGCAACAGAGCACUGUGUUUAGCAAUUUAAGGAAAGAUAUGUGAGGCAAUAGAAAGUAAUCCAGAGAAGCAACAAAGAUGGUUAGACACAUGGUUGUGUGCUUCACAAGCACUGAGCUCUCUUAAAAUAACACGGAAGGAAGAAAGAAAAGCCAGAAAAUUAUAUAUCAGCAGUACUAUUUCUAAAAAUAAUGGUUUUCAAACUUUUCCAUGAGGCAUUAACAGCUCUUUAAGGGAUAAUCUUUAUUGCUUUGUAAUGUACAAAGCAAUAAACAGCUGCUGAGAUUGAUUAAUAGCCAAAGCAAAGUUGAGGCAUGUAAUCAAUCUAAAAAGCCAUUUAUUGUAAGUAUACUACAAAGCAAUAGAGAUUAUUGCUGUUGCACAACAAACCAUAAGAGAAAAAAAAACCACAUACACACACACACAUGCACAGACAGAGCAAAACCAGUUGUUUUCUUUUCAAGGCUCGCAGUGCUAUGCUGCCUUUUUCCUGAGCUUUCAAAUGGGAAUCUCUUUGACUAAGGCAGCCGACUGGCCUUACUGCAAGUGAUCUACUGGAAAAACUAAUGCUCUGAGAACUUCAGUGUUACCUGAGGGAGAAAUAAUAUCUGUUUUUUUCAGUUAUGUAUCCAGAAAUGCAAAAUUCUGCAUGUAUUUAUCUUGUCCUUGGAACUAGUACUGCUAUUCAUAUUACCAAGAAAAACAAAGAACUGGCUCGACAAUUGAAAAAUGAUCUUAUUCAUGUUAAUGCAGAGCUCAUUUGUAAAUGAAGGCUCUUUACUUUGGCUUUUUUUAUGAAUGACUACUAAAUCACUUCAAAGUUUUCCACAGGAAUACUGAAUGGGACAACUGGGUCUCAACUCCAGCUUUUUCAGUCAAAUCCCUCACCCCGUUCUUUUUAUACAACUUUAGUACAGCUCUAAAUGUAGUGUGUCUUUUGCCUCCUCUAGUCUUCCUGGGAGGCUGUUUCAGAAUCUUUCCUCUCCAGUGGUUUUACACUUGUUUAAGAAUUUCCAUUUUGAAUUUUCCAGGUCAGAUAAUCCCCAUUUAUUCCUGAAUCAACAUCAUCUUUUAGCAUAAAUUGCUCUUUAUCUUCUUUAAAGAGAUUACAUGGAGAGAUUCUCUCACCCUUCCCUUUGGCAGACCAAACAAGCAGUGCCAAUGUAGUCUUAUGCCAUAAUGGGCUUGUGCUUUCAUCAGUCUCAUCACCCUUCCCUGCUCCCAUUGCCGUCUCAAUCCCUCUCUCUUGAACGUGGAUUCUGUGGAUGGCACCGAGCUCCAGAGGGGAUCUCAGCACUGACUGCCUCCUCAAGCCACACUCACCCACACUGUCUCCUGGAAAUAUUUCACCCAGGAUUCCCAAGGAUCAAAUCUGCUUUUUUUGUCUCCCCUUAACAUUCCAAGCCAGUGGUUAACUUGUACUUUAGGCACAACUUGAAUAUCCUUGUUUCUGAACUGGUGACCCUGCAACUUAUGACAGAAAUCUGUAUUAGUUCACAAGGGCACAGGCUUGCAGUUUGCACUAUUAAAUUUCAUUCCGUUUCUAUUACUCUAGUUCUCAAGGUUAUUCAGGUCUUCCUGUAUCAUAUUGCCAUCUCCUUCCAUAUUAAUGAUGUCUCUCACUUCUGUGUCAUCAGCAAAUUUCAUUAACAAACUCCAUCUUCCUAUUUUAAGGUAAUGAAAAAAAAUAUGACUGAAGAUGUAUCUUAUCUUUGAGGAACUCUGUUAGUAAAAUACCAUUCAAAGCCAGGUAUCACAAUAUUAGGAACCAAAUUCUUCAGUUUCGCAUUUGGAGGAAAUAAAAAUCAGCUCAGGGAAAAUUAAAUUUUAGAUCAUAGUGGAUAUAAACAUUCCAAACUCUUGUCUUCAAAAAUCUGAACUAUUUCAUACCUGAAAUUACCUAAAUUUAAUAACACCUACGUAAAAUAUUAGAAUAAGUCUUUUCAUAAUUCCACGUACAGACCUCUUUACAGCUAUAAAAAUUUAGAGUCUAAGAGUUGUACUCACAGUGUAGUGGUCACUUUGUUUGUUUCUAAGCAUUUGACUCUGGUAGUUAAAAUAUUUGGUUUUCAGUUAUUUUACCCUAGCAGUCAAUUCUAGCCUUUAACCAGUCUUAUCUUUAAUUUCUUUUUUCUUUCCUACUAUUCCAGCAAAUCACGGCUUCCCUAGAGAAGAUGAUCCCCAUGCUUGAGAUCAUAUUCUCCAUUAAUUCCUGUUCUCUGUGGGGCUGAAAGUUAAAAUUUCCUCAUUUUCCUACUUUAGGCAGCUGUACCGUUCUUCUCACAGGAAACACUGGGCCUAGAUUCACACCUUCUUACCCCUUCCCUACGUUUUAUGUGGUUGUGUUUUUUGUUUGUUUGUUUGUUUGUUUGUUUUUCCAGUUGGAGAGUUCAGUGUCAGCAAAAUAAAUGAAAAUUAUUGGCGAUAUUUCUUUUUUUCCUUUUAGCAUUUUAUUUGUAAAAUUAUUGUCACUGCAGUACAUGAUCUUUUGUCAAAUAUUUUAAAGAUUUCCAUUUACACCAGCCAAACUGAAACUCAUACCCAUCUCAGCUGUGUCUAACGCUCCAUUUGUGUCACAGAUCAAUCUCAGAAGAGUGAAAGAGAUCUUGGUUUGUUUUUUUCCAGCAGAGUGUAGAUAGUGUCUUGAUUCAUUUAGCAGAAAAUGACCUACUGGAAGUUCAGUUGGCUGCAUCAGUACAGUAGUGCAGUGAGGGGACUGCAGCUCGUAUGGAAGGAGGAAGCAAAGAACGAUGAAUGGUUGCACGGCAGUAGAAGUGCUACAUAACGCCAGUGUAACUGGACCUACAGAGAAGUCCUCUGCAGAUCAACCAUUUAAUAUGAAGAGUUCAUGCAGGCAGAACUUCUGCCAGUAAAAUUGCCUUGUCAUAGAAUCAUAGAAUCAUUUUCGUGACAAGAGACCCUCAAGAUCAUAGAGUCAAACCGUUAACCUAACACUGGCACUAAACCAUGUCACUAAGAACCUCAUCUAUGUGUCUUUUAAACACCUCCAGGGAUGGUGAUUCAACCAUUCCCCUGGGCAGCCUGUUCCAAUGCCUGACAACCCUUUCCAUGAUGAAAUUUUUCUUAAUAUCCAAUCUAAACCUCCCCUCGUGCAAUUUGGGGCCAUUUUCUCUCAUUCUAUCACUUGUUCCUUGGCAGAAGAGCCCAACACCCUCCUUGCUACAACCUCUUUUCAGGUAGUUGUAGAGAGCAUUCAAAUAAGGCCAGAAACAGAUAUACGAAGAGGAGAUAAAGGGGAUUGGGGACACAUGCUGGCUGGGGUGUUGGUGAGAAGAGCAGCUGGGCUCUCCCCUCACCUCUUGCACUGCUGCCCCAGUGCCAGCAGCCACCAGGACACUCAUGAGGUGCCCUGGGGCUGUAUAUGCUGCUGUUCUUGUUUGAACAAGAAAGUUUUACUGGCAGAAGUUCUGCUGGCAUGUGCUACUGACAUAGCUGUUUUGGCAGGAUGUGUUCACAUUUGGCUGUUUUUUAAAGAUGCAGUGUGUCCUCAGAGCAUCAGGCUUUUAUCAGCAAAAGAAGUCUGGCGUGACGGGAGGCUAACCCAGAAUACCUUGUGCCGUGUUUGGGUGAUCGCCUUCUGGUAAUUUUUUGCAGCAUGUUGUAGAGCUGCCAUUGUAUACUGUCACAUCAUAAAAUUUGUGUAAAUCUUGGGUUAGGUUUUCAAAAAAUCUUCUGUCUUGUGUGAUAACCUGUUUUUAUUUGUAUGGUUUCUUCAUAUUGUAGAUUGUUCACUGCCAGAAACCCAGACUGUACCAAACAGCAGAGCUCUCUUGUUCAUUUAGGGCAGAUGAAAGGAUUCUUUCAUAUCUAAAGAGCAGCCUAAAAUGUUGGGUACUGUGAACAAGUGGAACACAGAGACAAUGAAUGAUAGCUAACUAUUUGCAGUAAGUAUUUGCUGGACUACAAGAACAAAUUGUAGUUUCGAGUCAUUCUGCGAACACUGAGAGAAAAUUUCAGGGUUGGAUGUCAAGUUCAUGGCAGCCUCACAGCACAUUCGCCCUGAGUUAAGAGCUGCUUAAAGAGGAGACAGUGGAGAAAUAGGUGGUGCCAGCUUUUUGGAAAGCUGUGCCAAUCUGGUUAUUUUGGCAUUACUUGGGGUGCUCAGUCUCUAGCGAGCUACACAAAAUUAAGUAUUUCCUACUGCACGGUCUUUUCAUGCUGGGUAAUGUACUGGAAAUAAUAGAUGAACCUGAUAAAAUGGGCUUUCAUAACUGGUGGAACAGUAAAUAAGGUUUAUGUCCACUUUGGUCCCAUCUUGUUUAGAAUACAUAAAAUGAAAGCAGUACUUCUCCAUGGUGAUCUCUCUAGACAGUAUUUUACGUCCAUGUAGUUUGGGAGAAAGCCCAUGCUUGCCUCCCCAUCUAUCCUGUUUGCAUUAAUGGAGUUACAAAGCCAUCUCUGGCAAUGAAGGCAGCUCUGGCUGGAAAGAUGUUUGUAAAAACAAGAACCCGGUAACUGGAAAGAAAAAAAAAAGAAAUAUCCACCAAACCAUACAACUCUAAUUUCUAAUUUAGCGUUCUCCUGCAAAAAUCAUGAAGGGUCUUCUCACUGGGUGCCUUCAUGUGCUGAGUGGAGUUUCAUCUUGUUUCCUGAAUUCAGCACAAAGCCAGUGGCACUGCUUUUUUCCAUGACAUUUCCAGAUAUUAGUGAUAAGUGCAUUCCUUAGAUGGCUAUCAUGCACGUAGAAUAUAUAGAUGGAUGGAAAAUAUGUAGCACUUAGAGACCAUAUGCAUGCAUGGAACCUGCUGGACCUCUGCAUAACCAUAUGUGUAUCAUGAGUUCUGGAACAAUGAGUCUGACACAUUAUGAACAUGCAGCACCUGUGGUCUGCAGGCAGCCUGUAUAUAUACAGCAAGUGCGAUGUGUUCUGGACACGUCCAGUUUAUCACAUAUUCACAGAUAUUCUGCUCAACACAUGCACAGAAGGUCUGGCAUGACUGUGUAUGUGCUGUGCCGUACAUGGCUGGGACAUCUGUCUUAGAUUUCUUUGACACAAAUCAGGAAGUCCAAGUUCUGUAGAACAAUUUAUUACAAAUAUAUAUUCACUCAUUGGGUUCCACUGUCACCAAAAAUCAUCUAAAGUAAUUUGAGCUUGUUCCAACGAUACUGCAUGGUAUUGGUUUAAAGCAAGCGUGUUCUGUAAAUUAUGAAUGUGCUCAGUCACUGCAGUAGCUUUGUUUCUGCCAUGAAAGUUUUGGUUUUAACUUUUUGGACUUUUUCUGCAUACUGACAUUUCACUACUCCUAAUAUACACUCCCCCUUUCCCUCCCACCAGCAGCUGGUAGAUACGAUUUGACAGGAGAAUGGGUUAGGAAGACAGGCAACAAAACGCUGAUUCAGAAACCCCGAGAAAAUAAACACAAUCAUUACAUUAAUGCACCAGCCCUUUCACAGUGAUUUCCCUUCCUAAAUUAGCUACAUGUGUUCAGUGAGCUCCCCAAGGGGUUCUGUAUCUCAAUAGUUCUGACUCUGUCCAUGUCUCUGUUCCCAAAAAUCUCUUCCGAUUUAGGCGGUUCUUGGUAUCCUUCACUGCAAGCUGAUGUGAAUGGUAAGAGCAAUAUUUCAGCUCAGCAAGCUGUCCAUGAGGAGUGCACCGUCAUCGUAAGGAGUGUACAACCAGCUGGUCAUAAAAGGAGCACCUUGGACCACUAAACUUAAGGCUGUGUCUUGUGAGAAAACAAACUUCUUCUUUUUCACCUGGCACAGGAUCUUGUCACAGCUUUUAGGCUUUAUAUUGGAUUGUGGCCUCCAUGAGCUUCAAAUUUUCCUUCCACAUCUAUUUAUUCUUAAAAAAGGCUGUUGCCUCAAGUAUCCCUUCCUGCUCUGGCUGUAGAAAUUUGGGUCUUAAACUGAAUAGCAGCACCAAAGUCAUGCUGAGUUCUGUCAGUCUAGUCAGGUCAAAAGGCAGACUGGAAGAAAAGCAGACAUUUCACUAACACACCAGGGAUUUCCACUCCCUGGGGGAGGCAGCAGAAUUAACAAGAAAUCAGUGAAAGCAGACAUUGAUGUAGGGACAAUCGCAUAGCAGGUGUGCAGCUGGUGGAUGGCUCACAAUGCUUAGUUGGUACAAGAAGUCCUUACGUGUCGUGUGUCAGCAGAAAUGCAGCAGCCAAAGGGAAGCCAGCAUAACGUCACCAGGAAAGCUCAGGUUCUUCUUGACAGCACUGAACAGGCAGCAGGGAGGGAAUCAAGUGCUGGCCAGAGUGAGGGUAAGGUGCAGAGUAUGCAGGAUGCAGGCAGAGUGACCAAAUCACACUGAACAAUGCAAGCUAGAGAUUGAUCAUGGAAAUUUCCAAAAUCUUAAAUUUCAGCCAAAUCUGACUAUGAUUUAAGGAAUUAAAAAAACAUACAUCUAUCACAGAAUAUUUAAGAUUUAAAGGGACCUCUAGAGAUCAUCUAGUCCACCUCCCCUGCUCAAAGCACUCAACUACAGCAGGUUACCUCAGUGACCUUUUCAAUCAGUUUUAGAAUAUCUCCAAAGAUCUAGACCACACAACCUCUCUGAGCAACCUAUUCUAGUGUUUGACUACCCUCACCAUAGAAAUUUGUUCUUAUGUUUAAAUGGAGUUUUCUGUAUUUCAGUUUGUGCCUGCUACCUCUUGUCCAUUCACUGGGCACCACUAAGAAGGCUGGCUCCGUCUUCUUUGCACCCUCCCUUCCGAUAUUUAUAUAUUAUUAUAUAUUUUAUAUAUUUAUUCUUUUCCCGUGACCUAUUUCCUUGCUGCAGAUAAUAGAGAUCUUCACAUACCUGUUUGAUUAAAAUUUAUUAGACCACGUAGUAAUAGGGGUUGUUUCUAACUGCUGUAAAAUGAACUGUUUCACCUGCUUUUGUAAAGAGCUACAAGUGAUAUGAAACACAGAGCUUAUUUAACAGCACAUACCAGAUGGUCUAUGUAAAGUUGAAUACAACAGGAAGAUUUUUUUUUGUCCAGAUUGGAGGUGGGACUGUUGUUUUGUUUUGAAAAACGAGGAAAGAAACAGGGGGAAACGGGGCUUGCAUUGCUAAUUGUGUUGCUGAAAUUGCACUGGAGUCUGGUCUUGCAGGUCAGCAACAAGCAGCAGUGAACAGGAUCGAUGAACACUUGGCAGACAAAGUGUGUAACGUUGUUAACUCAUUCUGAAUUGCUCUGAAAUAUAGGCCUUGUAUGCUUGGAUAUCCAGAUAAGUUUAAUUUCUAGACAAAUUCAAGGUAGCUGAACUGAAAAGUGAGACUGGAUACCAGCACAAAAUCCCUUUCAUGAUUUUCAAAUCUAAAAAAUAAAGUAACUCGAAUGAAUAUCACAUAAUUCAAUACUUUGUAUGUUUUUGGUCAGUUAGGCAAUUAGGCUCAGGAAACACUGCUUUUACCUCAGCAAUCUCUUGAACAAAUACCAGCCUGACUAGACCAAGUCAUUUUAUAUGUUUUGAUGAUACUUCCAUCCUAAAGCAGUGUUAUUGCGAACAAGAAGAUUUAAUUAAGUAGCUGCAUUUAAAAUAGGUGCUGAGAGAGUUCAUUCAAUAAAAAGCACAUGAGAAACGGGAUUUAAGCGAGAAAGUUGUAUCAGUUGAGACAUAGCACAGACAUCACAAAAGAAAUAUUUGCUAUAAUUGCCAAAGCUCAGAGAAUGAAUAAAAAAUUAACUCUUCAAUUUGAUGACCUAGAAAAUAGAGGAGAAAUAAUGCGCAUAUGAAAAGGAUUAAAGAAGAAGCCAAGAAAGAAGGCUUAGUGGGUUUAACUGGGUGGAUUUAAAAUUUGUUUAAAGAAUGAUGAGAUGAUAACAGUAAAAAGAGAUUCAGACUGGCUUUACCAGGAAACAGAUCUACACAUUUUUUCUGUGAAACUUUGCUUGUAUUAUCUCAAUAAAAGACAGGUUCAGAAGAAAAUAACAGAGAAUGAACUAACGGUGAAUGAUCUGAAAAUAAUGUGCAUGCACACACACACCUUCUUUUGGCUUUUAAGGAAGACUAUACAAAGAAAGGCAAGUACAAUACUAACAAUGUUUUCAUUGCAUCUGAGGUAUUGAACUUGGCUGCAGAAGAAAGAGGAGUAGAUGUCUAAUUAUUAGAGAUAAAGUAGAAGGCAGCAAAGAUAAUGGCAUGUGUUAUGUAAACUGGGCAGGGUUACACAUGGAGAUCUUUUUACUGCUAUCAUGUUUGUCAGAAUCAAAAGAGGACCUGGAAAAGGAUGUUUUUCUAGAAGAAAGGGGCAUAACAGUCUUGUAGAGCUAUUCAGAAAGACAAAUUAAGUUUAAAAUGUCCACAGAGUUCUUGUCUAACAAACAUGAGGAAGUAAAAGUUAUAAUGUUAGUAAGCAAUUAGUAAAAGCAGCUUUAAGUCGCUAAGAUAUAUAUCUAUAUUUACAUAUAAAUGUAUAUACAAGAUGAAUUUAUUUGGAGAGUGCUUUCAGAUAUAUCUGAUGUUAUAAAGGAAGCAAGGAAGAAGCUUGGUCAGAUGGAGCUGUAUUUGUUGUGUUAUUCUAUUACUCACAAAGACAUAAUAACCACCCUCCUGUAGCAGUUUUUAGAUAAAUUUCAAAAUGCAUUCAGAGAUAGCGAACAAAGGCUGUCCUUGUCAGUCACGAACAACCCACUUGCCACCACAGGCCUGUCUUUGUUGUUGUUAGGUGCCUGGAGAUCUUCUGAUACAGGGUGGUGAUGGCAUUAGCCAUCCUGGCAGUGGGAGGUGCACAAAGAAGCUGAUCAGUGAGCACCUGGUGCCCCUGCCAACGGGGUCCCAAAACCUGGAGAUGAGCUCAUCUUUGGUAGGGCCUCACCCAGGAGGCAGCAUGGUGGGGGGCACACCACGUGUGAUCCCCUCUUGCCAUUCCAACAAGGCUCUCCAGCCUGUGGGACCGACUGAGCAGAGCUCUGCUGUGCAUGAUGUGAAAACACCCGUAUUUCGGCCUUCCCUGAGAACAGGGUUGCCCUUUGGGACCAAGAGGAAGCCGCUGAGAUGACCGACCUGGCUGACUCUGGGAAGGGGUUUUGAGGCUGAUCACAUCACACCUCAGUCCCCUGGUUUUAUUUUACUCUGAAAAGCUUUCAGUGUCUCCAUGUCCCAUCUGUAAAUCUGACCUCAGAGAGAAGGUAUCACAACAGGGCACAUUCUGCAUUUCCAAAACGAGCAACCUUUGCUAUUCUGAAUAUGGACUUUUGCCACUUUCACUGUGCCCUAAACGUGCGCCAGGACAGCUCGGCGGAAGCGACCGCUCACCAGAAAACCACCAAUUAACAGGCCAACGCCGCAGCAGGACCCCUCACUGCUCCUGCCCCUGGGGUGCGGGGACGCCAGCGCGGACAAUCAGCAUCUCCGACCGCCGCAACACCGGCCCCGCAACGCCGCGCUCUCCCUCGCCCGCCCCGGCCUGGGCCGCGCAUGCGCCCGUAGGUGCCCGCGCAGGCGCCAUGGCGUCUCCGGGCUCCCCCAGACCCGCAGGUGCGGCUGUGGGAUUGCGUGGGGCUCCACAGUACCGGCGCCACGGCAGGGCCGCGGUCUUCCGGCGGAGUAAUUGCUUCAAAAUUUCAGCAAGCGGGAAGCUUAUCAGUUGUGAUUGGGGAAUGCAAGCUUCAAAGAAUAAAAAUACACAGAAGGCAGAACCAUUCUACAGGUUUUCAGUCCCAAAGCAGACCAGUUCUGAAAUUAUAAAUGAAGCCAGAAAUGUCCUACGAACACUAAGAACUCGGAGGCCGUUCACACCUACAGAAGACCAAAGGAAACUUUUUGGAUCUGGAUCCUCACGAGCUCCUCAGAAUAGACCCCCUUCUGUUUUUAGUCUUCAUGCAUCCAGUUUUGAUGUGACUGAAUCAAGACCAGUGUCUGGUGUUCGUCUGAGCCCACUGAAUCAUAAACCAAUACUAGUCACUUUUAUAAAAGAUGAAGAUUCUUCCAUUUGCCUUCCAAAGCCUCCUGCGGAUGCUGCAGAGGUUAGAAAAGUCAGCAGUGCACGGGCGCACUUACUUAGGAGAACCUCUCAGGGAAAUUUCCGUUCUGCUAAAAUGGUUUCCCCUGAUCAGAAUGAAGAGAAUCCAGAUUCUGAAGAACCCUCUAUGAAGAGUAAUCUUUGCAGAAGUAAUGAUAACUGCUUAGCAGAGCAAAGGUCACACACACCAUUUAAUGAUGACAGUAGACAAUUAAUUUGUAAUGAGCAUAUCAGCAGAUUGGAGAGGGAAGACUUCCAAAAAGGGACAGCAGGAACAUUUGUCUUUCAACUAGGAGGAGAAAGUGACCAAAUGAAGAACCCUGGCACCAGUUCAUCAUGGCCAAGGACUACAGGCUGGAAGAGAAGAGUAACAGGCUUAAAGGAUGAAACAAGAAGAGAUAAAUCAGAAGAGGAAGAACUCUUUUGGCAUAUAAAGAUUCUACCAAUUCUGCAUGAACUGGAGAAAGAAGACGAUAUAGAAAAUCUUUGUCUGGCUUGCACCAAGCUCUAUCAAGCCUUGAGUGAAGGAAAUAUGCUUGGAAAAAGAUUUAAGAGAAGAAGUGUGCUUCUGAAGACAUUAUAUAAACUUGUAGACAUUGAUUCAGAUCCACUUUGUCUGAAACUGGCAAAAAUUAUUCUGGCUAUGAAAGUGGAUGGAAAAAAUCUUCUCAGUGUUUGCAAGCUUGCAUUUAAAAUUUGCAGGAAUGAAGAAAAUGAUGACAUCAUUCGAAAUGAUAGAUUAUUGGAUUGUUUGUUGGAGGUCCUGAGAACUGAAGAUCUACACAAAAACCAUGAAGCUCUCCUGUAUUGCAUGGGAGCUAUAAAAUUCAUGUCUGGAAAUGCAGUACUCCUUAAUGAAAUGGUCAACAAAGGAGCUAUUGAAAUGUUUCUGCAAUUAAUGAAGCAGAUUAAUAAUCAUACAAAAGAAAAUGACACAUAUUUCUCCAAGUUGGGCCAUCUAUUAGUCCAGCUGACAGCGACUUUGCGAAACUUGGCUGAGUCGCCCCCGGCAAGGCAGCAGCUCAUUUGCAGGGGAGCAGCCGCUGAGCUCUGCGUGGCGCUAGAGCAGCGUAUGAGCGACAAGGACGUGUGCGCCUAUAUCAUCAGGAUAUUCAGCAAACUUUCAUCCUAUGAUGACUUCUGUGCAGCUUUAGCAGACUGCUCCAGAUGUUACAUGUUAUUUUUAGCUCUACUAAACAAAUACCAGAAGCAGCAGGAUUUGGUUAUCCGUAUCAUCUUCAUUCUUGGUAAUUUAACAGAAAAGAAUAACCAGGCCCGUGAGCAGUUUUUUAAAGAACGAGGAAGUGUUAACACCUUGAUAUCAUUAUUCCAAACCUACCAUGAACUUGAUUUGGAUGCACAGAAAUCGUACCAUGAAGGAGGAGGGGAAGAAAGAAAACACCCAAAGCAUCCUUCAGAAGCAGAAGAUGUUCUGAUAAAACUGAUAAGAGUGCUGGCCAAUCUCUCCAUUCAUCCCAGUGUAGGAGCAGCUCUGGCAGCUGCCCCUCGCAUUGUAGAAUUACUUGUUACAGUUCUAGAAUACAAGUCAGUUGGUGACUGUGAGGAGUUGGUCAUCAAUGCUGCAACAACAAUCAACAACUUAUCCUACUACAAAGUGGAGAGUUCUGCUGUUCAAGACAAGAAGAUACACAUUGCUGAAAUGCUUUUAAAGCUGUUAAUGAGCAACAAUAUGGAUGGAGUUGUGGAGGCUGUGAGAGUCUUUGGCAAUCUUUCCCAGUAUCAUGAGAUCUGUGACUUCAUCAUACAGAAGAAGAUAUACAAGUUCUUGAUUGCUUUGCUUGAUGCCAAGAGCCAAGAUGUCUGUUUUUCUGCCUGUGGAGUUCUGCUCAAUCUCACAGUAGAUGAGGACAAACGAGCUCUUCUGAUGGAAGAAGGAGGAAUUGGAAAGUUGGUUGACUGUUUAGAGGACUUUGGGCCAACAGACUGGCAGCUGGCUUGCUUGAUAUGCAAAACCCUGUGGAACUACAGUGAAAACAUGACAAGUGUGGCCUCAUGCUUUGGAGAAGACAUGGACACGUUGCUGGUGCUGCUCACAUCACUCUUAGAUGAAGAGCUCGUGUUGGAUUACAGCCUCGACAGAGACUUAAGGGACUACCACAAACUGUAUUGGGAAAGAGAGUUCAAACCUGUGGCAGAAAAACUUCUUCACAGAAUUCAAAGCCAUCCCUCCUUCCCACUGUGACUAUUACUCCAUUUUAAUCAAGUCUUCUUUUUUUUUCGUGGUGUAGAUUGUACAGUUUUAUAUUUCUAAUAUACCUGUACGCUGGAGAGCAUGGGACGUUAAAUUUUAAAAAGUCAGUAAAGCCUGGUAUUUAUAUACUGGAUACUAUAUUUUGAGAAGCUUGUAUGAAAUUUUAGCAUGUGUAAUUACUUUUUACAAUAUAUUUGAGCUGAUCAAGCAGCUGUUCCAUGUUAUUUGUCUAUUAAUUGCAGAGUUGAAACAAAAACUAAUUUGCUAAACUUGUAAUUUUUAAAAGGUAGUUUACCACUGAGUAGCUGGACCUCUGUGGUACGACAAACGCUGUGCACUUUAAAAGAAUGUUGCAUGACAGGAGCCACAUCUCACCUAUAGACUUGGAUACUUUUGCUUUAUAUGAAAUUCUCUGACAGACUAACCUAAAUGUGAUUAAAUGUGGUCAAUGGUUGGGGAAAGUUGCUCCCUUUUCCUUUGGAGAUCCCCUUUCUUUACCUGAUGCUGUGUGGCCACAGUAUCCCAGCUCCUCCCUCGGUCCUUGUGGGAUGUAGGUACAGCUGUGCCAGUAAGAGGCUUUUCUGAUUUGGGACUUCACAUCUUAAGGCAAAACACCCAUAACCCUGAUAUAAGAGAUUUUAGAUGGCUGGGUAUGUUCUUGUUUCAGUUGUUCCCACAUUCCCAGGAGCCACCUCUGUGCCUUUACUUCUCAGACCACCUUGGCCAGUUGUCUCCCCUGGGCUUGUGUCUCCAUCCACAAGGCAAAAAUAAAGGUUGUACAUCCUUCACCUUC
Messenger RNA from Columba livia (rock pigeon), 19521 nucleotides. It is a transcript of the gene ARMC2, whose product is annotated as armadillo repeat containing 2. Gene Ontology annotation, biological process: sperm axoneme assembly; cilium organization. NCBI's taxonomy places the organism in Eukaryota, Metazoa, Chordata, Aves, Columbiformes, Columbidae. The coding region runs from base 16002 to 18719 and encodes 905 amino acids. Gene Ontology annotation, molecular function: protein binding. The transcript is spliced from 23 exons. The record is from RefSeq and is a predicted model, not a curated record.